Trachymyrmex cornetzi is the source of this 2669-nucleotide messenger RNA. RefSeq lists its product as uncharacterized. The transcript has 3 exons. NCBI's taxonomy places the organism in Eukaryota, Metazoa, Arthropoda, Insecta, Hymenoptera, Formicidae. Bases 338 to 841 code for a protein of 167 amino acids. The record is from RefSeq and is a predicted model, not a curated record. Gene Ontology annotation, biological process: sleep; positive regulation of voltage-gated potassium channel activity; regulation of synaptic transmission, cholinergic.
CGCGUAACGCGCGUCAGUCAGUUGCUAUGUGUCCGGGUGAGGUGGCGAACGCGGCGCGCGACCCGAGAACGGAUCACCGUCCCUGAAGGGAACGGAGAUCGAGUCUCGCGCUCCCGUCCCGGCCGGGAAGCGGCGACGACGGCAAUAACAACGAUUGCUAUUACGACGACGACGACGAGGACGAGGACGAGGACGAGAGGCGAACGCGUAUAUUCACGCACUGUCCGAUCUUUUCCCCGGCGACGACGGCGACGACGACGACUGGGACAUCCUUCGUGCGACGGUCGCGGACGCCGCGGCACGAUUAGAUCCACGAGCACAUGGUCCGGCGAUCGCGAUGACCAUGAUCGCGAACCAACCUGCGUUGAUCAUCGGCCUCGUCUUCGUCGUCCUGGCGGCCACUUUCGAUCGCGGUGAAGCGAUAAUAUGUUACCAAUGCAACAGCGAGUACGACCCCAGAUGUGGCGACCCAUUCGAUUCGUACACUUUGGGGACUGUAAACUGCAGCUUUCAGCCUCGUCUGGAGCACCUCAGUCACUUGGAACCUACCCUUUGCCGAAAAAUCAGUCAAAAAGUGUACGGGAAAGAGAGGGUCGUCCGCAGCUGCGGCUACAUCACGGACGCCGAGAAGGACAACGGCGAGUGCCUUAUGAGGACCGGCACCCACGAUGUGCGCGCUAUAUAUUGCUCGUGUACCGGUGAUCUGUGCAACUCCGUCGAGAGUCUCCGCACGCCGUCCCUACUGCCACUGGCGUCUCUUCUGACUGCCGUAUUGGCGACACCGAGUCUGCUCCUAUCGUGCCCGAUCGUGCCGUCUCGUAUCUCCCUCUCAGCAGCCUAAUUCUGCCUAGUUGUUCUUCAAGUCGCACCCUGAAAAUCUGAGAUUCCAUCCCCGGCCCGUCGUUGCGCCGCACGGACCGUUCGUAUACCUUGGAUUUACUCCUCGUUCUGUUAUAUCGAUCGAUCUAACGCCAGUCGAUCGUUGUUGUCAAUUUCCCUACUAGCUACAAUUUUCCCGAUAAGAAGAUUGCGAGAUCACGAAAAAAUCUUCUUUGUUGGAUGGAUCACCCGAUCUUCAGAUAAGGGUUCGAUACAGCCAAAAUACUUAAGAUUUGGAUUGAUGAUUUUGGAAUAAUUAGAGAUACUACAAUUAAAAGAGCGAUAAGUAGCCUUAGACAACGUAGUGAUUUCAAAAUGAGUUAGAGUAAUAAGUAUGAUGGAUUGUGAUGGAUAAGUAUGAAAUAAUGGAUUGCGAAAGAAUGGCUGUAUCGUUCGCUGCUGGGGAAAAGUCGUUGUUCCGACUUUAAGGGUCGUAUUCAUAGUCGAUUCAUAGUGAUUCAAUUUGAGAUCCAAUUUGAGCUGAGUUUGAAUCAGUCUUUCAUUUGAAAAACGUUUCUCAAACCACGAUUUAAUAAAUCUGAUUGGUUUAAUCUUUAGUACAAAUCUAGCUCGCCUGAAAUGAUGAUUAAUCGUGGAUCGAUCUAUGGCAUAUGAAUACGGACCUAAGCCUAUCAACAAUUUUACCGGCUUUCGGCCUAAUUAAAUAGCGUCAGACAAUUGAGGCACGUCAAUCUUCACGCCGCCAACGAAGGAAACUUCGCACCCAAGCAAUAUUGAAUUUUUCCCAAAGCUGCUUGUCCCAAAGCAGCUGGCUAUUCGAAUUAUACAACGAAUCCGAUGCGUCGCCCCCUGUUUCUCAGGAUCUCGAGAUCGGCUUCUCAACGCGAGAUUAAAAAAUUCCGAUUUCUCGCGCAGUUGCAUUCACGAGGGCCUUUUUGAUAAUCGUUCUGAAGGACGAAGGACGACAUUCAGCUAACUUCUCGUAGAUAACUUCAAAUUUUCGCCGCUAAUGAAGAGAUUUUAGAUUUUAAUCGACCCCUCGAAUGGUGUCUUCGGCUGCGAACGGUCCGUAAUGUAGCCAGAUUAAUUAACGUAGCGUAACGGUGAUAACUGCCAGAUGCGCGAGGGCGACAUUUCAGUAGUAUACAUAUCUCUGCGAAGAAAAAAAAAUAGGAGAAAACGUAAAAAAGAUACCACGGCCUCUGCGUAUAAAAGAAAAAAAGAAUUAAUCACCGACGCCUCUCGUGUUGCGCUGAUAUCGCGCUUAUCGCGCGAUUCUCAUUCGGAUUUCAUCGGCUGUGUUGACUCGGCUGUUCAGAUAGAGAAUUUCCGGAUAUUUUUUUGCAUAGACAGAUUAAGAGGAAUCGAUUAAGGAAUCCCUUCUACGUUUAUUUGUUAUUUAAAUUUCUCAAAAUUAUUCUUAAAUAUUUACAAAUGUCACUUAUCACAGUUUUUUCCAACAACCUCACGCGAUCUCUUAAAUCUGCAAAGUUCCAUGGUUUAAAAGAAAUGAUGAGUUUUUUGCAGAAUGCAUUCCUGUCGAUUCCUAUCAAUUUGUCUACUUUUGUAUAGGAACGACCGAAUUUUAACGUGCGAUAUCGGGAUAAAAGAAAGAGCGCAGCAGGAGGAGUGAAUAUCUUAAAAUAUCUGAAAAUUUACGAUUAGUGUAACAAUAAAGAGUAAAAUACACGGUAACAAAGUAGCGGCAUCGCGAUAACACAUUUCGCACCUCGCCUGCUACCGCUGAACACAUUCGCGUGUCUGUGCAUAAGUGUGCCUGCCUGUAUGUGUGUACGCAUUAAUUACGAUGUACGUAUAUGCACGCGAAG